ACCACUAACUUUUAGCACUGGAACUAACCCCUUCAUCGUGAUCCCCUGUCCCCACCAGUGCUUGAUUCAGAGCGCUUGCGUACUGCGAAACCCCGAUGACCGACUGAUGUGUGGUAUGUAAGCUGGAGCCUCGAUUUAAUCAGACUAGUCUCCACUACUUGUUCUUUUCUUUGAAUCCUUCAGCCUCUCAUCGAAUCUGUCCAUCAUGACCCUGAACUGCCUUCCGUCAACACAGUGCAGCGAUAUCAGUCUUGCCGUUACAGAGAGUGUCUUUCUCCACGGCGACGGAAGGAACAUCAAGGAUACUGUAUCCAAAUCUCCCGCAAAUGCACGUGCGUCGAGAAGGUUCGCGAGAAGAUCUCGCAAUGGGUGUCGCACCUGCCGUGCUCGACGAGUCAAAUGCGACGAGACACCUGGGAUCUGCACCAACUGUGCGCGAACAGGCAGACGGUGCGAGUAUGAUCUGCACCGAAUACCCGACCGAGCGCCUCGAGGCAGCAUUGUCGCCUCAAUUGCGGUGCCGUGGAAAGUGACUUCGGACGAACGACGAUGUCUCUCAUACUUUCAGAACCUUUCCCUGCCGCAUCUCGUAGCCUUCUUUGACUCCCCGCUAUGGCAGCGUCUGAUCCUUCAGCUUUGCCACCGUGAGCCUGCCGUGUUCCACGCCGUCAUCGCCUUGGGAGCUGUGCACCAGGCGCACGAGCUGGGGGGCGGACGCUUGCGGCCGGGACAACGCCAGGCCCUCUUUGAGCGGCACAGUGAACAGAAGCAAUGGUAUUUGUUUGCUAUGGCGCAGUCCGGUCGAGCCAUCGCGAAGCUGAACGAGCGAGGGCAAUCGCCUGACCCGCAGUUCCAGCGUGUGAUCCUGGCCUGUUGUCUCCUCUUCAUCAUGGGCGAGCUGCUGCAACAAGACAUGAGCCGCGCGACUAUUCACAUACAGGCUGGCCUUCACAUCCUACAGGGGCUGGAAGUCCGGCGCCGAGCCUCGAGCCUCGACCUGACCGUGGCAGGGGGAGGCGACACAAAUGGACCCCAAGUGGUGGAGGACUGCGUGGUCGAGGCCUUUUUGGAAUUGCAGAUGUGUUCGAUCUUCUACGGCACUACAGAGCCGCUGCAUCUACAUGAUGAGGUUGUCUACGACCGUCCCUACCGCGACCUGUACCUGACUCAAAGGUUUCGGAGCCUGCAGCACGCCCACCAAGUUCUCACUCCGCUGCUCGACACGAUGGCUCUCUUCGUGUGGCAAGGCUCGCAUCUCUCCGACGAGGACAUUGCGCGGGACUAUGCAUCCCUCCACACUCGCCAGCAGAGUCUCAUCGCCUAUUUUACCCGCUUCCUCCAUCUGCUGGACGAGUACUGCCACCACGACCACCACCACCGUCUCGUCCCGUCAGCUGCCGGCAAUACGCGCCGCCACGGCACCAACAAGGACGCCCCUCAAAAAUCCCUCCGCGAAGCACACAUCAUGCGACUCUCCUGCAUUUACGGCCGGUACAGCGUCCAAAUCGCGCUCGCGAGCAAGGAGAGACCGCUCCCCGCGUCGCUAGCAGACGACGCCUUCGCCGUCCUCGUCGCCGCCGAGACAGCCAUGGCCCAAUUUACCCUCACCGAACGGCCCGCGGUCACCACACGUUGCGAGAUUGUCCCCGCGCUGUGCACCGCCACCAUGCGGUGUCCGGAUUUCCGUCUCCGCUGUCGAGGGAUCGAGAACCUGCGCGCCUGGGACGCCCAGGAAGGGUUCAUGAACGCGGCGUUCAAUGCGGAUCUCAUGGAGGAAUUGAUGAAGGUGGAGCUGUUGCGGCUGUACGCCGCUGGAGCGCCUCCACCGCCGGGCGUGACUCUGGAGAGGGAGACGGUGGGCGCCACGGGCAGCAGGGAUGGUGGAGGUGAGGGCGCGAAUGGCGGGCCGAUCGUGGCGCGGAUCGUGUAUUGCGGGAGCGACGGGGCGGAGCGGGAGCAUCGCGUGCGGUUGGUGCGGAAUGAGACGCUGGCGGCGGACCUGCGCGCCAUUGAGGGGUCGGAGACCUGGCCUUGCAUGCGAUUAUUGGGGUUGAUGGAUGAGUCUGCGAUGCUGGUGGAAGCCACUGCAGAGAAGAAUGGUGACCGCAGCGAAUGACCGCGGGGGAUCGGAUUGUCUACAAGAGAUCCACUCUGGGGAUCAUUGGAAUGUCAAGAUAAAGAAACUCGAACAAAACAGUUGAAACUCAAUUGUUG
Messenger RNA from Aspergillus saccharolyticus JOP 1030-1, 2214 nucleotides. Its product is annotated as Zn(II)2Cys6 transcription factor. Gene Ontology annotation, molecular function: zinc ion binding; DNA-binding transcription factor activity, RNA polymerase II-specific. Bases 206 to 2116 code for a protein of 636 amino acids. The record is from RefSeq and is a predicted model, not a curated record. The transcript has 2 exons. Gene Ontology annotation, biological process: regulation of DNA-templated transcription. NCBI's taxonomy places the organism in Eukaryota, Fungi, Ascomycota, Eurotiomycetes, Eurotiales, Aspergillaceae.